CGAAUGCCGAAGCGACUGAGCAAGACACAGCAACAUAUAAACGGGCAAGAACGGGAUCACUUGGAGUAUCGUCUGCAAAAUGGGUCACAACAAAGCUAGACGCUUCAAAGGCCACCAAUCCCACAGAGGCCAAAGCAGUAGAUUCCAAGAACCUCCAAGGGAAUACGAUUCUCUUCCAACCGAUCAAGCGGAAGAAGAGGAGCUUUCUGUUCCGAAAGUUCAGCUUGCUAUGUGGGAUUUUGGACAAUGUGAUGCAAAAAAGUGCACGGGACGCAAACUUUCAAGAUUCGGCCUGCUGAAAGAGUUGCGGGUGACUAGUGGCUUUGGUGGCAUUGCUUUGAGUCCUGUUGGGAAUCAAUGUGUCUCAAAAGAAGAUUAUAUCUUAAUAAAGAGAAAAGGAUUAGCAGUUGUGGAUUGUUCGUGGGCACGCUUGAGUGAUGUUCCUUUCACAAAGCUGCGAUGUGCUGCUCCUCGCCUCCUACCAUGGCUGGUGGCAGCAAACCCAGUAAAUUAUGGUCGACCAUGUGAGCUCUCUUGUGUGGAAGCAUUAUCUGCAGCUUUAUUUAUAUGUGGGGAAGAGGAAACUGCAAAUUUGUUGCUAGGCAAGUUCAAAUGGGGCCAUGCUUUCUUCUCUCUCAACAGGGAACUCCUGAAGGCAUACUCUAAAUGCGAAAACGGAGCUGAAAUUAUAUCAGUUCAAAAUGCUUGGCUUUCCCAACAAAGGCUACAGGUCCAGAAGGCACUCCCAGAUGAUGAAGGAGCAGGUGUGUCAUCUCAAAAUGAUGAUGAAGGCUCAUGCGAUGAUUCUGAAGACGGGCUUCCACCUCUUGAAAAGAAUUUAAAUCAUGUAAACUUAGAGGAAAGCGAUUCUGAAGACGGGCUUCCACCUCUUGAAAAGAAUUUAAAUCAUCUUAACUUGGAGGAAAGCGAUUCUGAAGACGGACUUCCACCUCUUGAAAAGAAUUUAAAUCAUCUGAACUUGGAGAAAGGGGAUGAAGAAAGUGAGUAAAAUGGCCGUAGAAAACUUUGCUACUCGGUGCAGUUAUGAAAAUAGUUUUGAAUGAUCACUGGAAAAGGAAAAGGAAAAGAAAAAAAAAACACCCAGAAUUGGUUGAACAGGAAAGUGUUGGACUGACGGGGAUGGGUGAAAUUGCUGAAAAUGCAUUUCUGAAAUCUGUACCAAACUCACUCCUAAUAUCAUGGAUUGUUUUAUCUUGCUUUCCUGAUUUAUUGGUUUUCUGUAAUGGUAUUUUGGAUUUUCUUUGCGAUGGAAUGAGAUGGGUUUUUGAAUGAA
This is a messenger RNA of Vitis riparia (riverbank grape), 1294 nucleotides long. Its product is annotated as ribosome biogenesis protein TSR3 homolog. Bases 80 to 1009 code for a protein of 309 amino acids. Lineage: Eukaryota; Viridiplantae; Streptophyta; Magnoliopsida; Vitales; Vitaceae. Gene Ontology annotation, molecular function: rRNA small subunit aminocarboxypropyltransferase activity. Gene Ontology annotation, biological process: maturation of SSU-rRNA. The transcript is spliced from 10 exons. The record is from RefSeq and is a predicted model, not a curated record.